Molecule: messenger RNA, 3894 nt
Organism: Cucurbitaria berberidis CBS 394.84
Lineage: Eukaryota; Fungi; Ascomycota; Dothideomycetes; Pleosporales; Cucurbitariaceae
Product: carbohydrate-binding module family 50 protein
Exons: 8
Coding region: 1-3894 (1297 amino acids)
Source: RefSeq, a predicted model, not a curated record
AUGUUCCAAUCGCUCCUGCUGCUCACAAUCCCACUUCAAGUUGCCUACGCGCUUCCAUUCUUUACCAACAGCACCAUACCCGCUAAUCUGACUACUGUUUGCGCCAACGCUCUCCUUACCGACGUUUCGCAAUGCCCUCCCAUCGUUGCUCGCUUUACAAGUGGCUACUACUAUCCGCCAACGAUUCUAGAGAAAGCAUGCACGGCCACCUGCUCCACGGCGCUGCAAAGAUAUGAGCAGAGCAUCAAAACCGCCUGUGCUGGACAAACCUGGGCUGGAUACGAUGCAGAAGACGAUGCACCUCUUGACCUCAUCCCAAAUGUGAUGCGAUUCAAUCAGGAAUUGGCUUGCAUCCAAGAUUCCGGACGUUGGUGCAACGUAGUCGCUGCAGCGGCUGCGAUGCAAGCCGACCCAGGACGAUGGGACAGCGUGCCACCAUCUGGCGUCCAAUCUUCGGGACCUUGUGACUUGUGCUUCAUCAAGAAUUUGCAGAAGCAGGCUGGCUCACCGUACUACCAUGGACCACAACUUCGGUCAAGCUCCAUUUAUGAAUCCAAGACUUCAAGCUGUGGAGUUUCUGGGUACCCUCUGACCACGUCAACCAUGUCCUGGUCACAACCAGUGGCGCCUACCCCAACACCAUCAGCCUGCGUAGGCAAAAAGUACACAAUAACAACUCUCGACGACUGUUAUAGCAUUUCCAAGCUUAACAGUAUAGGGACCGCGUGGCUGCUAUCGGAUAACAAUCUCGCCGCUUAUUGUGACAGGUUUCCCGAGAGUGGUGAUUUGUGUAUCCAAAACACCUGCAAGGUAUAUACUGUCAAAGCGUCCGACACUUGCGAGUCUAUGGCAAAGUCAAACAACAUCACGAUUGCCCAACUCAAAGCCUGGAACCCAAUCAUCAACGCAGGAUGUUACAAUCUGUACAAAAUGAACGAGACGUCUAUUUGCGUAUCGAAUCCUGGCGAAGCCUAUGUGACACCCCCGGCUAUGCCUCCUCUGGCUCCAAGUACCGCUACUAGCCCAGCCCCAGUCCCUACGAAUGCCAAAGACGAAUCGAACAGGAACUGUGGUAAAUGGUAUAAUGUUACGGAAGGUGAUUACUGCAAUCUAGUAACAAUAAAGUAUGGAAUCUCUUUGUUAGAUUUUGUCUUUUUGAACCCAUCAAUCAACACAAAUUGUACAAAUCUUCUAUUGGACAUUAGCUAUUGCGUAGAGCCAGUCGGUGACAUCAACACCUACUCUGGCCGACCGGGUUAUCAUACACCUGGACCCACCGGCUUGCCCUUCACCAAGGUCACCUUCACGCCCACAAGCGCAGCGUCAGCUACACCUACAUCUACACGCGUUCCUCUUGCCACCGAUACACGAGAUGACUGCUAUCGAUACUUCGAUGGAUCUCAAAUGCAGAUUGAUAUCUCAGGCACAAAUUUCCGUCAUCAAUGUGACUUGGCAGCGGCUGUUUACCGUGUAAAGCUCGAAGAACUGUUGACGUGGAACCCGGAACUGGGAAGUAACACCACAAUGCCCAACUGCAGCUUCAAAAGUGGAGUUCGUUACUGUGGCAGAUUCUACGUCGAUUCGCCGCCGCCCCCAGUAGAAGGACCCAACUUCUUUUUUCCUCUUAGAGAAGGAUACGACGUGAAUUGUACCGAUUUUGGAGAUGUUCCUGCAGACUUCACGUGCAGCGAUGUCCUCAUUACCUACAAUUUGACCAUUGCGCAAUUCUUCAGGAUGAAUCCGGCUGUCGGCUCUGAUUGUGCGAACCUUUGGACAGAGCAGGCAUACUGUAUCGCAUCACCUAACGCUCCGCCGCCCAUCCCAAGUGGAAGCCCAACCUCGGUGGUACCAAGCAGCACAGCAGCACCGGGCCCCUCAGCACCGACCCACAGCGGACAGCCCGCCAAUUGCGUCAGAUGGCAUACGGUCGUGGAUGGAGAUAGCUGUGCUAGCGUUGCAGACAAAUAUUUCAUAACGACAGCACAAUUUUUUGCUUGGAACCCCGCUGUAUCAAAAGACUGCGCAACAAACUUCUGGUUGAAACAGGCGUACUGUGUGGGUACUUCCGACUCGAUCACUGUCAGUCGAUCUGCUCCACCUACACCGACUUCUACUAGCAGGUUCAUAAUUCCGACGCCUAAUCAACCCAACAACGCGGUCAGUAACUGUAACAAGGUUGCUCAAGCCUUGGACGGGGAUUAUUGCGCGCUGUUCGCUGAGCGCAAUAAGAUCACAGCAACUCAACUGUACGAAUGGAAUCGAGCUUUAGAUAAUGGUAAUUCGUGUGGUUCUUCGUUCUGGAAGGACUACUGGUAUUGUAUUGGGCCCACUCUCACUUCCCGCCCUUCGGCUCCAGCUUCGACUAUACCACCACAUCGCAAUUGCAGGAGAUCCCACGUAACACCAGCUAUCACGAUGGACACACUACCACAAGAGUUGAUCAACAGGAUUGUAUAUCAUCUAGACCGAUACGACGGGCAAGGGAACAUUCCGGUGCUUCAGCAGCAGUCUCGAGAGCCUUCAAAGUUUCCAGCAUAUGCGACGCUCUCCAGAACCUGGAAGGAGGCAGUAGAGCUGAACACAUUCCAUAGCUUGAGGCUCAAAAGUGAUGAGCUUACUCAUUUUCAGGAUAUUGUGACGGACAACCGCCGCAAAUAUCUGACCACACUGAGCUACAGGAUUCUGCUGUCAGAAUACUCGGAGGAGGCAUGCGGUCGAGUGGAAACAGAUGAUGAGAAGCUGCUCAAUGACGAAGCCUUUACUUUGGGCAUUUACAAGCUAUUCUCGAUAUUGAAAGUGUGGGAGAACGAGGGCAUUCAGACCGCGCUGCGAUUGGUUCUUCCGCAUGGAAACGCUUUUUCGCCCACAGAUCUACGCUUGGAUAAUAAGUCACAGCUCAGACUCGAGAUUGCAAUGCGCAAACGCAGCAAAGAUAUCUUCGAGUGUCGAUUUGAAAAGUCGUUCCUUCGGCUGCUUCAAACAAGUCCUUUACCGAACUUGUCGAACUUGUACUAUCUAAAAAUCGAUGGCAACAGUCGACGAAACCUGGCGCCAAAUGUCGGACCAAAUCUUGCAGCAUUUCUCCCAAAUUUGAAGGACAUAUCCUGGGUAUUUAAUGACUCUGAUCCUGAGUCCAAGAGCGUGCGAAGCAACAAUCGCAUAGACUUCGCAGAGGCCCUCAAGCUAAGUCGAUUGCAACAACGCUCUACUGCGGAAAUCAUCUUCUAUCACGAGCUUCCUUUCGAUCAGCGGCUCAAGGGUGAAUCUCUCGUACCAUCGGGAUACUCUUAUGACCCGUUUAGUGCAGGCCUGCGUACGUUUUCGCAAAAUCUCACCGCCCUUACGUUAAGCGCUCACGUUGACUCAACGCUCUUCUGGCCGUCUGACGACGAGAAAAUGACCGUUUCUCCUAACUGGCCGUUCUUGAAGACAUUGGAUCUCACGUUCAAUAUGGUGGCGCCAUGUGGUGAGUGGUAUUUCACGGGACCGCGGCCAGAAGAUCACGAGGAUGACGAGCCGGGUGAGGGCAUCAUCGGCGAUGAUUCUAGCGAUUCCAACUACAACAACUACCGUGAGCAUGGCGACCCAUUAACGGUCAAUCUACUUCUUGCCGCCCUCGCCAAGGCGCUUCAGAAGAUGCCGGUUCUUAAACACUUCAUGCUCACUUCUGAGCUUGGUUACGGAAAAGGCAAAUUCCAUAUAUCUUAUUAUGCGCCUGGCAAGGCAGCAGAAUGGGGAGAUGAGAAUGACAGUGAUCUUCAAGUUAGAAGGGUGUACUAUGAGGUCGGGGAUGUGUGGAGACCCGAUUAUGAGAUCAUGCAAGGUCUCCGAGGCGCUGGAAGGGAUAAGUUUGGAGAAGAGGUGAUUGAGAGAUUUCUGCAAAGCCAGUAUUGA